GGGUACUUCCGUUCCUUCUCAACCCGGCCCUCCCCUCUGCCGGGACAGCCGCUGCCCGGCUAACCGGGGGCGAUGUCGGACACAUGGAGCUCGAUCCAGGCUCACAAGAAGCAGCUGGACUCGCUGCGGGAGCGGCUGCAGCGGAGGCGCAAGCAGGACCCCCUGGACCUGAGGAAUCCGGACCUGGCCCUCAGCCCUCCCUUUCGAAGCGACAGUCCGGUUCCUUCGUCCGUCACGCCCAGCACCGCCACUGAGCCAGGGGAUCUCGUGGCUGAUCCUGAGCUUGAGAAGAAGCUCCUACAUCACCUCUCUGACUUAGGACUGGCCCUCCCCACAGACGCCUUGUCUAUCUGCCAUGCCAUUUCCACGCCCGAAGCCCCCGCCACUCAGCGGAGCGUGGAAAGCCUCUUGCAGAAGUUUGCGGCGCAGGAGCUCAUCGAGGUCAAACGGGGCCUCCUCCAGGAUGACGACCAGCCCAUGCUGGUCACCUACGCUGAUCACUCCAAGCUCUCCGCCAUGAUGGGUGCCGUGGCCGAGAAGAAGGACGCCGGGGAAGGGGUCGGGCCCGGAGGGCCAAAGAGGAGAGCCGGGGAGCAGGACGCCGGGGUUCCCGCCUCUGCGUCUGGGGCCGCUCCCUCUGCCUUGGCGUCUUCUGAGGUGCUCAAGGAGCCCCCCAAGAAGUCUCGCAAGCAGGCCUCGGACCUGGACCUGGAGAUUGAGAGCCUGCUGAGCCAGCAGUCGACGAAGGAGCAGCAGAGCAAGAAGGUGAGCCAGGAGAUCUUGGAGCUGCUGAACACGACGACGGCCAAGGAGCAGUCCAUCGUGGAGAAGUUCCGCUCACGAGGCCGGGCGCAGGUGCAAGAGUUUUGCGACUACGGAACCAAAGAGGAGUGCAUGAAGGCCAGCGACGCCGACCGGCCGUGCCGAAAGCUCCACUUCCGCCGCAUCAUCAACAAGCACACGGAUGAGUCUCUGGGGGACUGCUCCUUCCUCAACACCUGCUUCCACAUGGACACCUGCAAGUACGUCCACUACGAAAUCGACGCCUGUGCCGACCUGGACGCCCCUUGCGGGCGGGAGCUGAGCUCGGGCCAGGAGCUGGCGCUGCCCCAGGCGGUGGGGAGGGACUCCAGCGUGGACCGCCUUUUCCCUCCGCAGUGGAUUUGCUGCGACAUCCGCUACCUUGACGUCAGCAUCCUGGGCAAGUUUGCUGUCGUGAUGGCCGACCCGCCUUGGGACAUCCACAUGGAGCUUCCAUACGGGACCCUCACGGACGACGAGAUGAGGCGCCUCAACAUCCCCGUCCUGCAGGACGAGGGGUUCCUCUUUCUGUGGGUCACCGGCCGGGCCAUGGAACUCGGCCGGGAAUGCCUGAAUCUCUGGGGGUACGAGCGAGUAGAUGAGAUAAUCUGGGUGAAAACAAACCAGCUCCAGCGCAUUAUCCGGACGGGGCGGACAGGCCACUGGCUCAACCAUGGCAAAGAGCACUGCUUGGUCGGGGUGAAAGGAAACCCCCAGGGCUUCAACCGAGGUCUCGACUGCGACGUCAUUGUGGCAGAGGUACGCUCCACCAGUCACAAGCCAGACGAGAUCUACGGCAUGAUCGAGCGGCUCUCGCCCGGGACCCGCAAAAUAGAGCUCUUUGGGCGACCCCAUAACGUCCAGCCCAACUGGAUCACGCUUGGUAACCAGCUGGACGGAAUCCACCUGCUGGAUCCAGAUGUGGUGGCUCAGUUCAAACAACGUUACCCAGACGGAAUCAUCUCCAAGCCCAAGAACAUGUAGAGGGGAAACAAGGGGAGAUUUUAGCGCGAUGGACCAAAGGGGGUGUUUUACAGGGGGUGCUGGCAAAAGCAAUGGAUUGUAUUCUAAUAUAGGGUGGCUUUUUUUCUAAAAUAAAUAAAACAAAAUGGA
Molecule: messenger RNA, 1914 nt
Organism: Podarcis raffonei (Aeolian wall lizard)
Lineage: Eukaryota; Metazoa; Chordata; Lepidosauria; Squamata; Lacertidae
Gene: METTL3
Product: methyltransferase 3, N6-adenosine-methyltransferase complex catalytic subunit
Exons: 11
Coding region: 73-1785 (570 amino acids)
Cellular component (GO): RNA N6-methyladenosine methyltransferase complex; nucleus
Molecular function (GO): mRNA m(6)A methyltransferase activity; mRNA (2'-O-methyladenosine-N6-)-methyltransferase activity
Source: RefSeq, a predicted model, not a curated record